This is a messenger RNA of Tupaia belangeri chinensis (Chinese tree shrew), 2381 nucleotides long. It is a transcript of the gene ARSJ, whose product is annotated as arylsulfatase family member J. Gene Ontology annotation, molecular function: sulfuric ester hydrolase activity. The record is from RefSeq and is a predicted model, not a curated record. Bases 498 to 2297 code for a protein of 599 amino acids. Lineage: Eukaryota; Metazoa; Chordata; Mammalia; Scandentia; Tupaiidae. The transcript has 3 exons.
CCCAGCUGGCUCGCGGUGGAGGGAAAUCAGCGACCGGCGUUUUUCUCACUUCGCCGCCUGGGGAGAGUCUUGGAAACUAGCAAGAGUCCAGCUCAGGAUCCGGACAAACGAGAGCCCUGGACGCGUGGAGAAAGUGACCGGGAAGCGGGUCCACUCCGGGAGCCCGUCCUCUCCCGGGUCCGAGCGAGACUCGCGGGCUGCCCCUCGCCAGGCUUCCCAGAGAAAGUAACUUUUCACGUGUUGGAGGAAGCUGCUCCGGGAGCGAGAAGAAUCUGACAUUUGAUGGAGCAAAGCGACUCCUCCCUGUUUCCCCAGCCAUCCAUCACUUCAACAACUUAAAGUUUUGGGGCGUGGUGACACCCAGGAGGAGCGCGGCGUUCCUGGCCAGGUGGAGCCCCUUCACGGUCCUAGGGGCCGGCUCCUGGGUGCAUGCGUGCGCCGGCGGCGGCGCGAGGUGCGUGGUCCUGCGCGUGCAGGCUCGGCCGUGCCCCGAGUGGAUGGCCCCCACGACCUGUGCGGGGCCUCCGCCUCCGCCUUCUCCACAGCCCUGGGCCUGGCCUGGGAAGAUGCUAGCUAUGGGGGCGCUGGCAGGCUUCUGGGUCCUCAGCCUGCUCACCUAUGGUUACCUGUCCUGGGGUCAAGGCUUGGAGGAGGAGGAGGAAGGGGCUUUGGGAGCGCAAGCUGGAGAGAGACCAGAGCCCAGCACACCUACCGCCUCCCAGCCCCACCUGAUCUUCAUCCUCGCGGAUGAUCAGGGAUUUAGAGAUGUGGGUUACCACGGAUCCGAGAUCAAGACGCCCACUCUUGACAAGCUCGCUGCGGAGGGAGUUAAACUGGAGAACUACUAUGUCCAGCCCAUUUGCACGCCAUCCCGGAGUCAGUUUAUUACUGGAAAGUAUCAAAUACACACCGGACUUCAGCAUUCUAUCAUAAGACCAACGCAACCCAACUGUUUACCUCUGGACAAUGCAACUCUACCUCAGAAGCUGAAGGAGGCUGGAUAUUCAACACACAUGGUUGGAAAAUGGCACUUGGGUUUUUACAGAAAAGAAUGCAUGCCCACCCAAAGAGGAUUUGACACCUUUUUCGGUUCCCUUUUGGGAAGUGGUGAUUAUUAUACACACUACAAAUGUGACAGCCCCGGGAUGUGUGGCUAUGACUUAUAUGAAAAUGACCAUGCUGCCUGGGACCAAGACAAUGGCAUCUAUUCCACACAGAUGUACACUCAGAGAGUGCAGCAAAUCUUAGCCUCUCAUAACCCUGCAAAGCCCAUAUUUUUAUAUAUUGCCUACCAAGCUGUGCACUCUCCACUGCAAGCCCCUGGCAGGUAUUUUGAGCACUACCGAUCCAUUAUCAACAUCAACAGGCGCAGGUACGCUGCCAUGCUUGCCUGCUUAGAUGAAGCAAUCCACAAUGUGACCCUGGCUCUCAAGACAUAUGGGUUCUAUGACAACAGCAUUCUCAUUUACUCCUCAGAUAACGGUGGCCAGCCCACAGCAGGAGGAAGCAACUGGCCUCUCAGAGGCAGCAAAGGGACAUAUUGGGAAGGCGGGAUCCGGGCUGUCGGCUUUGUGCACAGCCCACUUCUGAAGAACAGGGGGACAGUGUGUAGGGAGCUCGUGCACAUCACUGACUGGUACCCCACUCUGAUCUCACUGGCCGAGGGACAGAUUGACGAGGACAUUCAACUGGACGGCUAUGACAUCUGGGAGACCAUAAGUGAGGGCCUUCGAUCACCCCGAGUAGAUAUUUUGCACAACAUCGACCCCAUUUACACCAAGGCGAAAAAUGGCUCAUGGGCGGCAGGCUAUGGGAUCUGGAACACUGCAAUCCAGUCAGCCAUCCGGGUGCAGCACUGGAAGCUGCUCACGGGGAACCCUGGCUACAGUGACUGGGUGCCCCCACAGGCGUUCAGCAACCUGGGGCCCACUCGGUGGCACAAUGAACGGGUUACCUUGUCCACUGGCAAGAGUGUGUGGCUCUUCAACAUCACAGCGGACCCCUAUGAGCGGGUGGACCUCUCCAGCAGGUACCCCGGCAUCGUGAAGCAGCUCUUGCGGAGGCUCUCACAGUUCAACAAAACCGCAGUGCCGGUCAGGUACCCCCCUAAGGACCCCAGAAGUAACCCUCGUCUCAACGGAGGAGUCUGGGGCCCCUGGUAUAAAGAAGAGUACAAGAAGAAGCAGCCGAGCAAAAAUAAGGCUAAAAAAAAGCACAAGAAAAGCAAGAUAAAGAAGAAAAAACAGCAGAAAGCAGGCUCAUUUCCAAAUUGCCAUUCAGGUGUAUCUCAUGGAUAAGAAGUAAUUUCCUAGGUCCAGCAGAUGGCAUAAUGGUUAAGUCGCUGGACUUCCACAUGACUGGCCAGUUCAAGUCCCAGACCG